AUGAGCACUGCUACCGGGGUCUAUCAAUCCUUGGAUAAACUUGCGGAGUUCCUCGGAUUCGAUACAGUGCAAGCACUCCAGUUAUGGAUGCGGGGAGCGUUAUGCAAGCCAUACUGGGAUGAAUACACGCGUGGAUGUACUGAAGUUGAGUUAUCCAGGGGUAAAAAGGCAAGGCUGGUAGACUGCCGCUCAGUACUGAAGCAUCUUGCCGAAGGCGAAGCUCAAGGACACCGGAAAUUUUCCAGUGACUUUCCAGAUACACCUAAUUGGAAGCUCAUAGACUGGCAGGCAAGGCUUCUCUUCAAGAUACGAUCUGUGAAUCAAGCAGAUAGACAUGGCAUCUUCUAUGGCAAGAAUAUGAACGAGAUUGAGAUGGCCACCAGAGCCUGGCAAGUGAUUUUACGGCUGAACUUGGAUGCAUCUCGUGAAAACAGGCCAAAUAAAAGGGUGAAGGCAGCGGGGGAGUUUGACCACUGGCGAACCGGAGACGGUGAAGCUAUCCCUAUGCCAGUUAACCCUGACGGUGGAGCCGCUUGUGUUGUAUGGACUGAUAUUCCGACGGAGAUGGAAAAGAACGGCCAGAAAACAACGAUUACUCUAACCGGGCUGGUCCACUACACCUACGAACAAUUCCUUAAAAAAAUCUGCUGUGAACUGCAGUUGAAGGAAUGUGGAUAUGAAAUCGACCAAUUAUCUGUUACUGGUGACCCUAUCUGCAGCAAUUCCUUCAAGGAAUUUUUGAAACUUGCUGCUGGUUUGAAGAAAAAGGUGGUGGUUGAUUUGACUACCAAGAACUGUCCUGCAGAACUAGAUAUACCCUCGAUUGAAAAUGAAGAAGAUACUUCAAGGAAGCUCUCAUUUGACAUCAUGGUUGCCGAAAAGGUGACCUCAGGAUUUGACUUGAAAAACCGCUUCUGCAAAUGGUCCUUGAUACAAGAGGUGACUAGAUCCUUUCCUUCGCGUAUCAACAGCGAGUGUGAGCUUUUAACGGAAGGCAUUGAUGCUAGAGGGGACACUAUAAGAUGGUUACAUACAUCCAAAGACUCCGACGGUGUCCAGGGAGAAGCUAGAGAUGGACUUAUACUGUGUGAGCCAACAAGUGAGGACCUUCAACGGUACCGUGAGCAGGAAAAGUGGAUUGACAACAAAGAUCUGCAGCGUCAGGGCCAUCCUGAAGCUUGUAAAGCCCUUGGGAUCCCAAACCCGGAUAUACCUCGUUUACCAGGAAUGCUGGUCAGCGCCAAGUUCGAGUUUUGGCAGCCUCUGGCUAUAAAAGCCAUCAAAGAAUUUGAAGAAGGCUAUCUCCGUGGAGGUAUUCUAGCCGAUGAUGUAGGAAUAGGGAAGACUUUUGAGGCUAUUGGUUUGGAACAAUAUCAUUGGAACCUGAGAAAGGCUGCUCUGGAGUCAAACCUAGAGGUAGCCGCUCCUCGGCCAACUCUUAUUGUCGUCCCACCAAAUUUGAUCCAUCAAUGGGCUUCGGCAAUCAAAUCCAUAUCAUCAGACCUAGUCGUGAAAAUAUACUACGGGGGAAAACACCAAACUAGCGCAGAUGGAACAGAGUAUCUAACAGAUAUACUCUCCAAAGACAGUGAAGUAUUCUCUCAGACUGAGGAAGCUGCACGAACGACUAUCAUCACCUCGCUUCGCACCUUGACUUCACGCCAUGGCCCCUCUGUCUUGAAAAAAGUAAUUCGAAAUGAAAUCUGGGAAAAAGAUGAGUCUACCCCUUAUGCUUCUGUCAUGGAGGCUGUGAAUGACAGAAUGAAAGGGAUGAAGAGCGCUCCCGCGUGGUGGCGUCAUAAUCUGAAAGGGCUUUUUAAAAGAGUCAUCGUGGAUGAAGCUCACGAAAUAAGGAAAAAAAAACAUCUUUACAGCAGUCACUUUACGCUGUUGGAGCCGCAUAAGGAUCCCUGGUCAAAGGAGUCCUUGGAAAAACUCGGUGUAUUUGCUACUGACGCGUGGAAUACCACGACCGGUAGUGAAGAGUUUGAUCCCUGGGAUAUCAAAUCCGACGAACCGGCUUCUUGUCUUCGAUAUACCUCGGAAUCUGUUGAGUAUCAUAUAAUCAAAGGAAACAUUUCUUUGGUCACUAAAGGUGAGAGAAUGAGGGAGGUCCUAAAAGCAUGUAUGAUCAAGAGAUCAUACGGGUCUUUAGUUGAUGGCCAGGUUGUGGGCAAGGCUCUGCCAGCCGUUCAGAAUAUAUCUGUCAACCUUGCGUUCACCCCGGAAGAACAAAAAAUAUAUGAAGGAGUAUUUGGUGACUGUAUGGCACAAGCUCCCAGGGGCCGACGGGGCAAGAACGAUGCUAGAGGCACCAUAAGCGCCUCAAAAUUCAGAAGGCUCUGUCUAGUUACAACUUGGACAGAGUUUGAUCAUAUUGCCCCCUCAUAUACAGCAAAGAAGUUAAAUGACCGCCGAAAAAACGGAGUAUUGCAUACACGCACGAUCUUGAGGGAUAUUCACCACGCAAAACGACAGAGGCCUUAUCAUAUAGCAGACCCACCUGAAAUCCGGGCUGAAACCCAGAUAGAUCCCCUGCCUUCGGAGGAUAAUAUCAGGGAGAUACUGCAGUGCCACUGCCGUGGCUCACCAAAACUACGAUAUCUUCUACAGCUAGUAGCAGAGUUGGUAAUUCUACGCAAGGAAAAGCUGCUGAUAUUCGUUACCAUGCCUGCUCAAGUCCUUUGGUUAGAGAGUGUAUGGAUCAUUCAUAUCUUCUAUUUUGCCGGCAAUCCGCUAAUGUUACUCUUCAGGUCUUACAGCUCCUUGACCUAG
Molecule: messenger RNA, 2775 nt
Organism: Trichophyton verrucosum HKI 0517
Lineage: Eukaryota; Fungi; Ascomycota; Eurotiomycetes; Onygenales; Arthrodermataceae
Exons: 4
Coding region: 1-2775 (924 amino acids)
Molecular function (GO): ATP-dependent chromatin remodeler activity; ATP binding
Source: RefSeq, a predicted model, not a curated record